GACAAGAGUAAGAGUAAGAGAGAGAGAGAGAGAGAAAAAGAGAGAGGGGGAAGUGGAUUGACGAAAUGAGAAAGCAAAACACAGAAUUUAGAGAUAGAGGCGUAGUCAGCUUCUAAUUUAGUUAGAGACAGACAGAGACAGGAGCGAGUUUAUAAAGAGCCAAACACCCAAACAGUAAACAAUGGACAACAGUUUAGAAGGUUUAAAUUUAUAUGACCCAGCUGUGAAGGAGCUAAAACUUUGGUACGAGACCACUGAAGACAAAGAGACCAAAGAACGACUUUUGAAAAUCUUACAGAUGCACAUCAAGCGUGACUGUUAUUCAAUGAACUUAAACACUCCAGUGACACCAGUUCGUCGGGAAAUUCUUCAGUUUACUAACACCAAUAAUUGGGAACUUUUGGCCCAGCAGAAAGUCACACAGUAUAGGCUAAGCCCUAAUAUGGCAUCGGGAGAAUGGGCAGGUCAAGUCCUCAAGAUGCUGGUCAGCAUGCAGAAAGCAAAAACUGUGAUAGAAAUUGGCAUGUUUACCGGAUUUGCAAGUUUGUCCAUGGCUGAGGCCCUUCCGGCCGAUGGACAGUUGUUUGCGUGUGACAUUGAACCCUACCUGGAGAAAUCUGGUCGCAGCUUCUUUGAUAAAAGUCCACACGGCAAGAAAAUCACCGUCAAAAUUGGCCCUGCCCUGGAGACAUUGAAGACCCUGGCAAAGGAAGGUGUAAAGGCAGACUUUAUCUUCAUUGAUGCAGACAAGUCUGGAUACGUAGAUUACUUCAAGUCAGCAUUGGACAAUAACAUAUUGGCCCCACGAGGAACCAUUGCUUUUGAUAACAUCUACUGGUUUGGUGAACCUUAUCUUCAAAAAGGCUGUGAAAAUACUGUCAUGGCGCGAGUUCAAAAAGCAAUUAUUGAUGACCCACGUGUUGAACAGGUGCUGCUGCCAGUUCGAGACGGUAUCGCAUUGGUUCGCAGAGUUGAAGACAUUUAAAGACUGUCUGAGCACAAAGUGUCAGCUUUUCAUCAUAUUUUAAAUAAAACCAUGUUUUCAUUAUAAAUUUCAAUAAAGAAUAUAUAUAUUUCUUUAAGAAUUA
This is a messenger RNA of Octopus sinensis (East Asian common octopus), 1088 nucleotides long. Its product is annotated as O-methyltransferase MdmC. The record is from RefSeq and is a predicted model, not a curated record. The transcript has 6 exons. Bases 182 to 985 code for a protein of 267 amino acids. NCBI's taxonomy places the organism in Eukaryota, Metazoa, Mollusca, Cephalopoda, Octopoda, Octopodidae. Gene Ontology annotation, molecular function: O-methyltransferase activity; S-adenosylmethionine-dependent methyltransferase activity.